AUGAUUAUUACUGUGUUAUUACAAUUAUUUCGAAUAAUAUCAAUAUUGUAUUACAUAUUAUUAAAUAUUUAAAUUUAAAUCAUCUGAAAUCUGCAUUAUUAGUUAUUUUUUUUUGCAUAAGACGACAUGGACUCUUUAAUUUCUGAGAUGGAACAGUUGUUAUUGUCUGGUAGAGAGGACUCUAAUAUCCAAGACAUUAUGGGUGAAUCUGCAGGUAAAAAUAUUGAUGAUUUGUUAAUCGAAGCUGAUAAAAUAAUUGGUGAAACACUUCCAUACUUUCAAACAUCUUCAAAUACGAAUAAAGUUAUAACUUCAAAAAACUUUAAAAGUAUACAAAAUAAUACUAAAAUUACACCAACACAGCCUAAAGUCCAAAGGAAUGAUACAAAAAAAGUUAUUUUUAAUUUGAAUAGUAAUUCUCAAAGUACUUUGAUUCCAGAGAAACAUUCAAAAAUCCAUGGAAAAUUAACUAUAAACAAAUGUAUUAAAGAAGAGGAAAGAAAAAAUCUUUGUUCUUCAUCUUUAAAAAAAAGUACAGCCGAGUUAAAGGUUCCAGAUCCUGAAGUAAAUAUUAUAAAAUCCAAUUUUAAAGUGAGCUCAUCCAUGUUGGAAAAUCACAAUCGGCUACAAGUUAUGUGUAACAGACAUGAUAAAUUUGCUAACAAUAUGAAAACACCGGACCAAAUUAAUAAAUUAAAAACUGAAGAAGAAUUAAAAUAUUAUAAAAUGAAAAAUAAUGAACUUGAAAAAAAUCUUAUGUUUAAAGAACAAGAAAUUCACAAUUUGGAAAAUCGAUAUCAGCAAUUAAGUCAGUAUUGUGAAUCAUUUUUAAAAAAAAAUGCAAAAGAGACAUUGAAGAGUUACGAUUGUCAAUUAAAUGAACUAAUUGAACGCAAUAUGACUAGAGAAUCACAAUUGCAUACCAUAAUUGGUAAUCUCCUUGACGAAAUUGAACAGUCACAUAAUCAAUAUAGAAUAAAACUAUCAGAAAAAAAUAAACAAAUACGCAACUAUCUUGAUCAAAUAGAAACGAUACUUGAUAAUUUUUACAAAUUUAAAAGUAACAAUAUAAAAGUAUAACAUUUGAUUGGUAUUGACAUGACAAUCAUUUAAAAAAGAAAUUUUGCAUUGUGUGUGAACGGAUGAGUUAUGAACACAUUAAAAGAUUGAGUACAAUGAAGAUGAGCUGAUGGAUUUGAGUGAUGUUAAUGGUUAUAUAGUAUAUAUUAUGAUAUGUCUUAUACAAUAAUAUAACUGAUCAAAAAGUACUUACAAGUUAUUUUCCGAAAUCGUGCACACGUUUGCAUUCGAAUGUGAAAGAGCCAAGAAGAACACAACGCCAACUACGACUGAUAGAAUCCUAAAAUUAUACCAAUUGACAGUGUUAAUUUAACGAUAUUUAACCAUAUAAUUUAUACAUAUUAUAAAAUAGUCGUAUACGUGUACGAAAAUAUUAAUAAUUUCAUAAUAUUGUAACGAGAACAUAACCGUACGAAUGUAUAAAAAAUGUAAAAAAAAUACGAAUGUGCAAAGUAUACUCUUUGCUCCCAGUUCGUGAACUUACGUCUUAUUCAUCUUGUGUAUCGACGACGAUGUCCUAAAGUCACAAUACACAUCUGAGGACCUCGGCGAGGGCUUUUUAUACCAGAAAAGGUUGCUUUCAUAUAUGAUGCGUGUUUUCCAACCCAACGGUCUGUACUCUAUUCGUUAUGUUACCUAUUUAUUUUCAAACCCUUAUCUGGGUGAAACACAAACCACUUUCACCCACAGGACCAACUUAACCCUACACUUUAUCGUGGUGAAUAUUUUUCGAAUCAUUGCGCUCAGAGAUAUCAACGCGUGGCUAUAUUAUGUUAGGUGUAAUGUAUAUUAUUACCCUGCUGCACUGAUCCAUAAUAUUAUUAUAUGUGGAGGAGUAUUAAAUACGCUUGAAUGGACAUUGAAUCCGAUUAAUUUUUCGAACAUAUUAUGCCACAAAGUUUGAUAUAAAAAAUAUAUUUUAUGAUCUUCUAGUACAAUGUAUUUUAUGUACCAUGUUUAUUGUUUAAUCACAUAAUGCGGAAUAUUAACGAUACACGAUCUAUCACCUUUAUAGUAACCGAUAGAUAAAUGUAAAUUUUGCAACUUAGAUAGACAAUAUAAUAUUAUAUAAAUGUACAACUCGUUAAUUUCAUAACUUGAAAUUUAUUAUUUUCCAUUUAUUUGUAAGUAAUUUUAUAGUGAUUUAUACACCUAUUAUUAUUUUUUUAAUGACACAUCAUCAUACUAAGGUUAAUAUUGAAAUAUUUUAUUAUAUAUUAUGUUACAUGACAAUAUGAUAUAUUGAGUGUUAUUAUUUAUUAAACUACCUAUAUCCAAAGGUUAAUAUGUAUU
This is a messenger RNA of Metopolophium dirhodum (rose-grain aphid), 2373 nucleotides long. Its product is annotated as repetitive organellar protein-like. The coding region runs from base 127 to 1080 and encodes 317 amino acids. The record is from RefSeq and is a predicted model, not a curated record. The transcript is spliced from 7 exons. NCBI's taxonomy places the organism in Eukaryota, Metazoa, Arthropoda, Insecta, Hemiptera, Aphididae.